CACAAGACCAGAAUGUCGCAAAGUGAAACCGUAGUUGUAACAGGAUUCGGUCCUUUCAGGCAAUACCUGAUUAAUCCCAGCUGGCAAGCCGCUCAGGACCUGAAAAAGUUGGGACUGGGAGAAGAUGUAGAAGUUUACAUUAAAGAGCUGCCAGUGAGCUAUGCUAAAGCCCUGCAACUUGUGUCACAUAUUUGGGAGACUGUAAACCCAAAGUUAGCCGUGCACCUUGGAAUUGCGUCGGGGUCCAAAGUCAUCACACUCGAACAGAGCGGGAAGAACAAAGCCUACAAGGACAGAGACGUGUGCGGCUGCUGUCCCCAUGGAAACGUCUGUGUGGAGGGAGGCCCAGACAAGCUAGACUCCAUCAUAGACAUGAAGUCGCUCACCAGGCUCUUGAAGGGCAUUGGGCUGAACGUCAUUUACUCAAGAGACGCAGGGAGGUACGUCUGCGACUUUGUCUACUACUACUCGCUGCACGUUGGAAAGGGGAGGGCAGUAUUAAUUCACGUGCCAGCAUCGGGCAGCCUAGCUACUCCAGAAAGCCUCGUGCCCCUGCUGCGCACGGUAAUAAUAACGAUGCUACGUCAGCUGGAGGCCUCCACGGAUGAGGACCACGACCAACUGCCCGUGAAGCUUUUUAAUGCCGAGUCUGCAUAGUAUGUUUACGUGUCAUUCUUAUUUAAAACGUCACUUUUGUAGCACUUAGAAGUAACAUUUUUACGUUUUACCAUAUUUCUUUCCAAUCUUUCUGAAGCACUUACAUAUCAUAGAUAACCAUUAGUUGGGUAAAGUAUUUGUAUUUACCUUGAAUUUUGGUAUUCAAGUAGGCUAGAAAGGUAGAUUAGAAAAGAAGGAAUGAAACUUAAAUUCUAAUAUUUCAGCCUUUCAAAAUAGUUUAUUUUCCCCGUAAUGUAAAGAAUCAGAAUAUAUAUACAACAGAAUAUACAAAAAACAUUUUUAAACCUUCUGAAUCUACUGAAUCAUUUAAUAUAAACACAGGAAUUUGAAUAAUUUAUACACAGCAAAUUCUUAGUAACAAAUUGGCCAUAUUCUCUUUAUAAAAAAGCAAUAAAAAAAGAAAUAAAAGGAAAUCAGUUCUGAAACGCUUUCCAGUGGUACAACUGAGAAACAUGAAGUGCUGAAUUGGUAUGUUUAAAUAACCUAUCAACAAAAUCUCAGACCUAUCAGAACUGGCAUUUAAAUAAAAAUAUCAAAGUUUCUAAUAAGCCCGACAUGCAAA
Molecule: messenger RNA, 1240 nt
Organism: Conger conger (European conger)
Lineage: Eukaryota; Metazoa; Chordata; Actinopteri; Anguilliformes; Congridae
Gene: pgpep1l
Product: pyroglutamyl-peptidase I like
Exons: 5
Coding region: 13-657 (214 amino acids)
Biological process (GO): proteolysis
Cellular component (GO): cytosol
Molecular function (GO): pyroglutamyl-peptidase activity
Source: RefSeq, a predicted model, not a curated record